AUGGACAAGUGGAUGGAACUUGGGCGUGAGAUGGGAUUAGGUGGUGAGGAUCUGAUGAGUUUUGUGAGAGAGAGGGAGAAAUUUGCGAGGGAUGAACGUGCACAGCUUAUGGAGUUGAGGAAGCACGAAAAGGAUAUAUUAGAAUUACGGUUGCAAGCGAAAAGAGAGCAUGGGGAAAUUGCGGUUGGUGAAAGAGACUCGGGGUAUGCUAAUGCACCAAAGUUACCCUUGUUCAAUGAGGAUAAGGAUGACUUGGAUGCAUGGGUUCAAAGGUUUGAGAGGUAUGCAUUGGCAAUAGGAUGGAAGCGUAGAGACUGGGCAAUAAAUUUGAGUACCCUUCUUACCGGUAAAGCACUGGACACGUACUCGCGUUUGGCAGUACAGUCGGCAAGCGAUUAUGAUGCACUAAAGUUGGCUUUGUUUAAGCAGUAUAAUUUAACCGAAGAUGGUUUUCGGAAAAAAUUCCGAGGUGCGAAACCUGAUGAAACAGAGACGGCAACUCAGUUUGCUGCACGAAUAGAAAACUAUUUUGAUCGAUGGAUACACAUGUCUGAAAUUGGUGACUCUUUUGAGGAUUUAAAAAAUCUGAUUCUGAGGGAGCAGUUUAUCGAUAAUUGUGGUCCAAGCUUAGCUACCUUUUUAAAAGAACGCCCAUCCAAAUUGAUUGCUGACAUGGCCAAACUAGCUGAACAGUUUGUAGAGGCCCGUGGUACAAAGUUUGGGCAGGUAAAUAGACGAGUUAAUUGUAAUGAAAAGAAACCCUCUCAGGGCAAAGCUGUUAACUCCAGCUCUCCCACUCGUCAACGAAAAACCAGUCAAGGCGAUGGUUGUUUUGUCUGUGGUAAAAAGGGACAUUUUGCACGGGACUGUCGACAAAGAGUAACUAAAACAGUUAAGGCAUCAUGUCUCAUUGUAAGGGAACCAAAUAGGUCCAAACAAGCAGCAGUGUCUACCAACAUAUCUGAGAAUGAUAUUGUGACCUGCCGGCUUCCAGAAAGCGUGAAUGAAAUGAAUGAAUGCUGUCUGCAACAGGAUCAUGUGACAUUGCAUUGUGGCCAUCAACUCCCUGUUAUGAGUGCAGCGUGCCGGGGACAGAUGCCACCGAAAAUGCCGGUAGCGGUAGGUUGUGUUGGUGGUGUUGAAGUUUCAGUUCUAAGAGAUAGUGGAUGUAGUGGUAUAGUGGUAAGGCGAGCCCUUGUUUCUGAUGACCAGCUAACUGGAGAGUUUAGAGUCUGUGUUCUUGUAGAUGGUACAGCAAGGAAGAUUCCAGUGGCUCGGAUAGAGGUGGAUACUCCGUAUCUCAUAGGUAUGGUGGACGCCCUGUGUAUGAAGAGUCCCGUAUAUGACCUUAUCCUUGGAAAUGUACCAGGAGUUCGUGACCCAUCUGACCCCGACUUAAAUUGGAAUGGUGGUUCGCAUUUAGAUGUGCAGUCUGGAGACUGCAGUGAGCCAGUAAAAGAGAUGAUAUUGGGGGUACAGACGAGAGCCCAAAAGAUGUUGGAGCGCAAACCUACACGAGGCUUAAAGGUACCAAACAGUCCCAUAGAGAUGGUAACAGUCGCCGAAUUACAGAAAGAACAGAAAACUGAUGUAACCUUGAAGCGCUGUUGGGAACUGCUGAAUGAAGGUAGUAAACUGCUUGCAAGGAAUGGUAAUGAAUCAGAGUUUGUUCAACAAAAGGGAAUUCUGUACCGGAAUUUCAAAUCGCCACACAUCAAGAAUGGUGAUGGUUUCCACCAGGUGGUCGUGCCAUUGACAUUUCGGCACCAAGUAAUGAAGCUAGCACACGAGUCAAUACUCGGGGGACACCAAGGGACCCAGAAGACGGUGGACAAGAUUAUCACACAUUUCUACUGGCCAGGUAUUCAAUCAGACAUUCGGAGAUUUGUUCGAUCCUGUGAUGCAUGUCAGCGAACGUUCUACAAAGGUAAAUCCCUCAGAGUACCCUUAGGCAAAAUGCCAUUGAUUGAUACACCCUUUGAACGUGUAGCAGUAGAUCUGGUUGGGCCAAUAUUUCCAGCUACGAAGAGAGGUAAUCGUUACAUUCUCACUCUAGUUGAUUACGCAACUCGAUAUCCUGAGGCAGUGGCGCUGAAGAACAUUGAAACUGUUACUGUAGCAGAGGCACUCGUGGACAUGUACAGUCGUAUAGGUGUUCCACGAGAAGUAUUAUCUGAUCAAGGUUCACAGUUUACAUCAACACUUAUGAAGGAAGUUAGUAGAUUACUGUCUAUCAAGGGAUUGACAACCACACCAUAUCAUCCUUCUUGUAAUGGGUUGGUUGAACGUUUCAAUGGUACCCUGAAACAAAUGCUCAGACGGAUGUGUGGAGAAAGACCCAAAGAUUGGGACCGGUAUCUAGCCGCCCUGUUAUUUGCUUAUAGGGAAGUGCCACAGGCAAGUACUGGAUUUUCACCAUUCGAGCUAAUUUAUGGGAGAACCGUGAGGGGACCAAUGUCAAUACUUAAAGAACUAUGGACCAAUCAAGUGGAUGAAGCGGAAGUGCGUACUGUGUAUCAAUACGUACUUGAUCUCAAAGAGAGGCUGGAGAACACGUGUAAACUUGCUCAAGAAAGUCUUGGAAGAGCCCAGUGGAAAGGUCCUUUCCCAGUGUUGGAGCGAUUGAAUGAUACUAAUUACAGGAUUAAUCUUUCAGGCAAGGAGAAGACAUUUCAUGCCAACUUGCUAAAACUUUAUGUUAAACGGGAAGAAGUCAAAGAGAAAAAUGAUGAAAUGGUCGUUUGUGCUGCUCUUUUGGACACGGAGUCUGAUGAUGGUAAUCCGAAUAAUGAUACCUUUGAGGAGUUGCUGAUCUCAUCCACCAUACAGCCAACUCAAACUAUACAGGAUGUGGUAGUGAGCUCCAAUUUGAAUGAGGAACAGAAGGCUGAGGUGGAGAAACUAUUGGGGAAAUAUUCGGAUGUUCUGACUGAUGUUCCAGGAAGGACAAAUCUUGGAGAGCACGAGAUAAAGCUCACAACUGAUGAGCCAGUGAGACAGAAACCUUACCCUAUACCCUAUGCUAUGAAAGAUACAGUGAAGAAAGAGCUGUCAAUGAUGGAGCGAUUUGGGGUUAUAGAACGAUCUGACUCUCCAUACUCUUCCCCAAUUGUUCUGGUGAAGAAAAAGGAUGGUACGAUGAAAAAUGGGGAUUUCUACAAAUCUAUGAUUUCUUUACUCCAUGAAAUUGAUACUGUAUUGCGCGACAUUUUGAGUGUUCCAAACGAGUUAAAGCCGAAUUUCAAAGGAUGUUACUCCCCACCAUUAUGCAAACUAGAAGGCGGUCUUCAAUGGAGAAUUCUCCAUGGAGCUUAUACUAUAGUAUAG
This is a messenger RNA of Saccoglossus kowalevskii, 3327 nucleotides long. RefSeq lists its product as uncharacterized. Gene Ontology annotation, molecular function: nucleic acid binding; zinc ion binding. Lineage: Eukaryota; Metazoa; Hemichordata; Enteropneusta; Harrimaniidae. Gene Ontology annotation, biological process: DNA integration. The record is from RefSeq and is a predicted model, not a curated record.